This is a messenger RNA of Oncorhynchus keta (chum salmon), 1149 nucleotides long. RefSeq names its product calcium uniporter protein, mitochondrial-like. Gene Ontology annotation, cellular component: uniplex complex; mitochondrial inner membrane. Gene Ontology annotation, molecular function: uniporter activity; calcium channel activity. NCBI's taxonomy places the organism in Eukaryota, Metazoa, Chordata, Actinopteri, Salmoniformes, Salmonidae. Bases 106 to 1149 code for a protein of 347 amino acids. The record is from RefSeq and is a predicted model, not a curated record. Gene Ontology annotation, biological process: mitochondrial calcium ion homeostasis; calcium import into the mitochondrion. The transcript has 8 exons.
UAUCCGCCUCCCUCUCCGCCUCCCUCCCUCUCUGCCAGCCACGGUCUCGCCUGGUCCGCUUGCAGGAUUCGCCUCUCCGAGCCUUCCGGAUAUUUCACUACAGAGAUGGCUGCGAAUGUGUGUAGAUCAGUCCUUCUCUUGUCCCGUAGCAGCGGACAUGUGGCCAGCGGGCUCCCCGCACUUGUUAUCUCGUCACAGCGGCACCAGCAGCACAUGAGACCGGACCAGCCUGUCAGGAGAACACAUGUCCUGCGAUCAUCCUCCCGCUCUGCACUGUUCACCCAGCCUCCUACCAGCCUCUCAACCACCCUCUCAACCCAGGGUUGGAGUGGUGACCCCUCGUGGCAUGGCCAGAGGCUGCUGUGUACCUCAGCCACUCCAGAGGAGGUGACGGUGGUAUACCAGAAUGGACUGCCGGUGAUCUCAGUCAGUUUGCCGUCCCGGCGAGAGCGAUGCCAGUUCACUCUGAAGCCACUCAGUGACUGUGUUGGGGUGUUCCUCACACAGCUGCAGACAGAGGACAGGGGCAUCGACCGAGUAGCCAUCUACUCUACAGAUGGGGCGAGGGUAGCCUCUUCUACAGGGAUAGACAUCCUGCUGUUGGAUGACUUCAACCUGGUCAUCAACAACGUCAGGCACCUGGUUCGGCCGCCACGGAGAGAUCUGCUGGCCCAUGAGGAGGCAGAGCAUCUGAACGACGUUAAGUUCCUGGUUCAGCAGCUCUACACCACCCUGCGUAUAGAAGAGCAUCAGCUUAGUAAAGAGAAGGAACUGGUGGUGAGACUGGAGGACCUCAACUCACAGCUACGUCCUCUGGAGAAGGUGAGGGAGGAGCUGAGUCGUAAGGCCGAGCGUCGCACCACCUGGGUGCUGUGGGGGGGCGUGGCCUACAUGGCAACACAGUUUGGGAUCCUAGCACGUCUCACCUGGUGGGAGUACUCCUGGGACAUCAUGGAGCCUGUCACCUACUUCAUUACCUACGCUACCGCCAUGGCUAUGUACUCCUACUACGUACUCACACGCCAGGUCCCUCCCCCUCUGCCUGACGGACAGCUACCCACCGAUCCCGUUGCUAUGACGACACGGAGCUUUAUCAAGAGCCCGUCAGCCUAUCACAGCCUUUACAGGAAGUGGACAGACGAGAGUUGA